Molecule: messenger RNA, 3256 nt
Organism: Manis javanica (Malayan pangolin)
Lineage: Eukaryota; Metazoa; Chordata; Mammalia; Pholidota; Manidae
Gene: LRCH4
Product: leucine rich repeats and calponin homology domain containing 4
Cellular component (GO): cytoplasm
Molecular function (GO): protein binding
Source: RefSeq, a predicted model, not a curated record
CUCGUCAGUCAGAAAGCAGGAGCCGCCAGGAGCGGAUGGCGGCGGCGGUAGCGGCCCCCCUCGCCGCCGGAGUUGAGGAGGCAGCGGCCACGAUCUCUGUUCCUGGGUCUCCAGGUUUGCCCGGGAGCCGUAGUGCAGAGCGGGCCCUAGAGGAGGCCGUGGCCACCGGGACCCUGAACUUGUCUAACCGGCGCUUGAAGCACUUCCCCCGGGGCGCGGCCCGCAGCUACGACCUGUCAGACAUCACCCAGGCUGACCUGUCCCGGAACCGGUUCCCCGAGGUGCCAGAGGCAGCAUGCCAGCUGGUGUCCCUGGAGGGCCUGAGCCUCUACCACAAUUGCCUGAGAUGCCUGAACCCAGCCUUGGGGAAUCUCACAGCUCUUACCUACCUGAACCUCAGUCGAAACCAGCUGUCGUUCCUGCCACCCUACAUCUGCCAGCUGCCCUUGCGGGUGCUCAUUGUCAGCAAUAACAAACUGGGAGCCCUGCCUCCUGACAUCAGCGCCUUGGGAAGCCUGCGGCAGCUUGAUGUGAGCAGCAAUGAGCUGCAGUCUCUCCCCGCAGAGCUGUGCAGCCUUCCUUCCCUACGGGAUCUCAAUGUUCGGAGGAACCAGCUCAACACCUUGCCUGAUGAGCUGGGGGACCUUCCUCUUGUCCGCCUGGAUUUCUCCUGUAACCGUGUCUCCCGCAUCCCGGUCUCCUUCUGCCGCCUCAGGCACCUGCAGGUCAUUCUGCUGGACAGCAACCCCCUGCAAAGCCCACCUGCCCAGGUCUGCUUGAAGGGGAAGCUUCACAUCUUCAAGUACUUAUCAACAGAGGCUGGGCAGCAUGUGGGGUCUGCACUGGGGGAACUAGCCCCUUCCCGCCCCCCAAGUUUCAGUCCCUGCCCCGCUGAGGACUUAUUUCCGGGACGUCAGUAUGAUGGCGGGCUGGACUCAGGCUUCCACAGUGUUGACAGUGGCAGCAAGAGGUGGUCUGGAAAUGAGUCAACGGAUGAAUUUUCGGAGCUCUCAUUCCGGAUCUCAGAGCUGGCCCGGGAGCCUCGGGGCCCCAGGGAGCGGAGGGACGAUGGCUCCACUGAUGGAGACCCUGAGCAGAUUGACUUCAUUGACAACCACGUUCCUGGGGAGGAUGAAGAGCGAGGUGCUGCUGAGGAGCAGCGACCACCAGGAUUAAGCCCUGCGGCAGGGGACGGGGAGAGGGCACCCAGCAGCAGGCAGGAGGAGCCCGCAGGGGCGGAGCGGCGGCGCCCGGACUCCCUGCAGCUGUGGCAGGAGCGGGAGCGGAGGCAGCAGCAGUGUGGAGUGUGGGGGGCCCCCAGGAAGGACAGUUUUCUGAAGCUGGGGCCCCGGGCUGCAGGUGGAGGGGCUGCGGCCGGAUCCAUUCAGGCCACCUACAACGGUAUGCCCAAGUCCAGUGCCACCCCGCUGGGGGCUUCUGGGGGGCAGGGAGCUCCCGUCCCUGCCUCCACUGCCCAGGAGCCCCUUCUGAUAGCUGGACCAGCGGCAGCUCCUGCUCCCCGGCCACUGGGCUCCAUUCAGAGACCGAACAGCUUCCUCUUCCGCUCUUCCUCUCAGAGUGGCUCAGGCCCUUCCUCACCAGACUCUGCCUUGAGGCCUCGGCGAGCCCCCCAGGUUCUGGAUGAGAAGGAGCUGAUGGCUCAUCUGCGCCAGGUCCUAGAGUCCCGGCUGCAGCGGCCCCUUCCUGAGGACCUGCCAGAGGCUCUGGCCAAUGGGGUCAUCCUCUGUCAGCUGGCCAACCAGCUGCGGCCCCGCUCCGUGCCCUUCAUUCAUGUGCCCUCCCCUGCUGUGCCAAAACUCAGUGCUCUCAAAUCUCAGAAGAAUGUGGAGAGUUUCUUAGAAGCUUGUCGAAAAAUGGGGGUGCCUGAGGCUGACCUGUGCUCGCCCUCGGAUCUCCUCCAGGGCACCGCCCAGGGGCUGUGGACCACCAUGGAGGCCGUGAAGUGGGUUGGGGGCAGGGCACCCCCGCCCCUCUGGCUCCCCUCUGGUCUGGGCGGCUUCAUCCUCUUCUACGUGGCCCUCAUGCUGCUGCUCUAUGUCAUCUACACUCGGCUCCUGGGUUCCUAGGACCUGAAGUCACCUCUUCCCCACUUUCUCCCCCCACCCUGUUUCUAUUUAUAAGACUCCCCUGCUGCCCCUUCCCCACCGGUGGUGCCUUCAGCCCCUACCAAAGACACUAGAGAACCCCCCCUCCCCACUCACAAACACUGACCUCUGAGGCCCCACUCUGGUGUCCCUGCCCCUGGGCCCCAGCCUCUGGCUGCCCUCCCAUAGUCCCACCUGGGCUGCCUCCUGUGCUGAGGGUGGCUUCAGUUCCUCUCCUGGCCCUGCCUGCCCUCUGCUCCCUCAGAGGGAUGGACCUUAGCCUUCUCCUUGCAUCCUCCCCCCACCCUGCUGUUGGUGGGGGGGCUAAAUUAUAUUUUGUAGAGAGAACUCUAUAUUUGUAGGAGAUGCAGGGGCCCAGGCUGGGUCCCUGUCUCCAUGUAUAAAUUGUACAGACUGUGCCGCCUAUGUGUUGUGUUGACGUCUGCUCUUGCUGUGGCCAGGACUAACCCUGGCUGUGCCUUUUGGGCUCUAUGUGUCAGCCUGCGUACUCCAGCAUUUCCCUCUGGAAGUGACAGGUUUCUACUCCCCCUGAGUCUUGGCGCCCUAUGUUCUCUCUCUUCUGUUACCUGCUGGCAGCUUCCUUCAUCUCAUUUGUCCCCCAGCCUUGUCCAGGGUGCCCCUGACCUUCCCCUCCUACAUCUUGAAGGGCCAGUCCAUUUGCCCACACUCCUUUAGGGUGUCUCCACCCUGCUCUCUGCCAAGGGCAGGGAAGUUGAGAGAAGGUGACAAGGGGAACUUAACCUGGGCCCCUUCCCCCAGGAGUCCCUGUGCCAGCCCCACCACAUCCUGGAAGAGGAGGGGGCCCCGGGAAGGGGUCUUCCCUACAUCGCUGCUGUCGUCCACGCACUGCUGGAAAGGCCUUAGAGGUUGAGGUCGGGGUACAGGGCCCCGACCCAGCUGGGACCCUGGGAGCAGAAGACAGAUCCACCUGGGCUCUGCUCUUUAGCAAGGACUCUGGUGAGGGCAUCCUUGGGCCUGGCCCUGUUCUUUGGGCAGCCCCCAGCCCCAGGGGUUAGAAGCAGCCCUGGCUCAGCAAGGUGCCUGGCUUCCCCUGGGUACCGCCAAGGGUCUGGGAUGGAAGACGGCACCGGAUUUUGUGUCAAGUGCAAUAAAGAGAAACCUGAAGUCUA